AUGGAAUUCGGUGUUCGCGAGCGCAUCUCUUUGGUCGGAGUCGUCGUUUUAAUUUGCGUUUGGUACUCUUAUAAACGUCCUUUCUCACGAAAAGCUGACAGUAUUAAGUCUGAGGAGCUCUCCACAGACGAACGCCAUGAGUUUGAGAACCGACCUCCUAUCGAUAUUUUGUAUCCUGAUUCCAACACCCCUGAGACAGAUGAAGCAGAGGUCGAGUGA
Penicillium soppii is the source of this 219-nucleotide messenger RNA. RefSeq lists its product as uncharacterized. NCBI's taxonomy places the organism in Eukaryota, Fungi, Ascomycota, Eurotiomycetes, Eurotiales, Aspergillaceae. The transcript is spliced from 2 exons. The coding region runs from base 1 to 219 and encodes 72 amino acids. The record is from RefSeq and is a predicted model, not a curated record.